Messenger RNA from Spodoptera litura, 1450 nucleotides. Lineage: Eukaryota; Metazoa; Arthropoda; Insecta; Lepidoptera; Noctuidae. The record is from RefSeq and is a predicted model, not a curated record.
AUGCUUUUGGUUACAGGGGAAAAGAUAUUCGAAAUACCACAAGAACAUAAUCAAGACAAUGUAUUUAUAGUAACUGUGAACGGAUUGUUGGAACGCUAUGUAAGAAGGAAUGGUUCACAUUUUGACUACCCGCCAUUCAAAUAUAUAGUUGGAGAAAUCAUCACUGUCUCUUGCGAAACUAAACUAAAGUAUCCAUUGCAGUUUUAUUUUGGAGCACACAAUGAUAGCGCUGCAAUCAAAGAUCGCACGGUACGUGUGUUCGGUCUGCACAGACCCAAUAUUCUGUAUGAAUACCUCCGCGGUAACAUCUGGACAACCGUCUACCAAUACUCGGUAGACGAAAUUAUAAGCUUGGGAUGUGUUCUGAAUAUUUUGCCCGAAGAAAAUUAUAAAUUUGAAUGGACUGUUAAUGGUGUUGCGUCAAAUAAGUUUGGAUACAUAGACAAAUUGAGUGGCAUGAAGUAUUCAGUGGAAAAUAUCACAAAAAGAUUAACUGAAAACUACGAUAAAAAAGUCAUUAAAUGCAUUGCUUAUAAAAAUUCGAACAAGUUAGAUUUUGCUCAAGUAAAAUUACAACUGAAAGAUACAUCGAACUCUGAAAACUUAGAAGCUGAUAUUAAUACAUAUAAGACCAUACCACUAAUACUACUUUACUUGGCCGUCUGUGUGGCUUUCAUUACAAUCAUGAUAUACAGCCUCAUUUUCUGGCGCAAAAGGGCCAAAAUGGCGAGACUACUAAACAACCCUUACGACAACAUUUCGAAUCAAAAUGUAAGUCCAAUACCGCCUUUUCCACCACAGUGGGACGAAAAUGACCACUACACAAAAAUCGAUGAAGGAGUUAUGCAAGAAAACUACUCAUACGGAAAUAAUAACAAGAUGCCAAAAUAUCCCAAUCUGAGACAAAGUCAUGCUCCAUCAGAAAAUCAUUAUACAGAAAUAGAUGAUUAUUUCAAAACACCACAUAAAUCAGCUAGUAAGAAUGUGUACCAAGACAUAAAUGUUAACAAAACUGUUAAUCUAAACGAUAAUAAAGAUACAUACGAUAAACUAAGACGUGAUGAUAAAUUAAAUAAACAAAACACUGACAAACCUGGAAUUUAUGAAGCUGUACACGAAAAGCACAACAAAGUCGAUCAACAGAAUCUAGGAGAUUAUAAGAAUAUCAAUGCAAUGACAACUAUAAAUGAUAGUGCCUACGCAUAUGCAUACGAUACACGACCAGUUGAUGCAAAAUACCGGAAUAAGGACAAAAGGGCCUUGGAUUAUGAUGUGCCAUAUAGUAUAAGUGAUGUUAGUCGGGAAAAUGAAUUUUAUGUAGGCCCCGAUACGCCUAAAACUUAAAAUUACAUAAAUCCUGAAUGCCUAUAUUAAUAUAGAUAGUAUAAGGCCAAGAUUGACAUGAAAUGUUUUAACAUUUUUUUUGUGGAAUAGGAGGCAAACGAGUAGA